CUUAGAGAUCACGGACAUGACUCUGAUGAUGAGAUCUAUCAUAUUACUACUAUCUCACUCUCUACUCUUCAUCAUACUCAACAAUGCCAGUGCCUAACCAGAGAUGCUGUUAAGAAUGUGCUCAAAGGACAUGGCCAUCCAUGCAAGCUUAUCUAUAUGGACUGCCAGUACCUCAUCCAACUAGCAUAUCAUAAACUCACUCUCUUCUUGGAUAAGUACAAUCAUCAUCUUGCCAAGUACCAUCACCUUCCUGCAUUACUUGCAACCAUUCAAUGCACUCUGACAUGUGCAGGACUGAAUGUCAAGCAUAUUCAGAAACUUACAUCUGAAAGGAAUUCCCUUAAGCAUGCAGCAUUCAUCUGUCACAUUAGUCAAUAUCCAGCACACUAUUUGAUCACUUUCAAUGAAGUUUCAAAGCACAAUAGGACAUAUGCACACAUGUGGGGUUAG
Messenger RNA from Suillus discolor, 450 nucleotides. RefSeq lists its product as uncharacterized. The annotation marks the transcript as partial. The transcript is spliced from 2 exons. NCBI's taxonomy places the organism in Eukaryota, Fungi, Basidiomycota, Agaricomycetes, Boletales, Suillaceae. The record is from RefSeq and is a predicted model, not a curated record.